UCGACCCUGAAGACUUGGCUCGACGACCUGAAGCAUGAGCAGCAGGAAUCAGGAGGAAUUGUACCAUUGGUAAUUCCAAACGUGAUUGAUGGCUUCGAUCAGGAUGCACAUGCAAUAUGGGGGGAUGUCUCUGUGAUGCUGCCAUGGUCUUUGUAUCGAGCCACCGGCGAUACACAGAUGCUAGCUCGGCAGUAUCCAAGUAUGAAGGCUUGGUUGAAUGCUAUCCCCCGUCGUGAAAAUCUGUUAUGGAACUAUACUGCCUCGAUCCUGCUGCUCCCUCUUGACGACUGUGGAAAAGCAACCACCAACCCGAGUUUUGUUUCGGAUGCAAUUCUCGCUCAUGUGACCACAUUAAUGAAAGGCAUCAGUGGAAUCCUAGAGGAGAACAAAGACGAGCAGGUAUACACAAGGAAUUCAGAGAGGGUUCGCUCCGCCUUUGCUCACGAAUACAUAGCCCCGGCAGGCCUUGUUGCCAAUUGCACUCAAACUGCCUUUGCACUUGCAACAGGGUUCAAUCUACUCCCUUCUGAAGAGCAAGAGCUACAUGCUGCUCAGUACUUAUCCAAAAUUAUCCAUGAAGUCUACCGAUACAAAAUUGGAACUGGCUUUGCAGGCACCCCAUAUAUCAACCACGCUUUGUCCAAAGUCGGGCUAUCAGAUAUCUUUUACCGCAUGCUGCUCUGCAGGAACAAUCCAAGUUGGUUAUAUCCCGUGUCCAUGGGUGCUACCACGGUGUGGGAGCGUUGGGACAGUAUGUUACCCGAUGGCUCAAUCAACCCUGGAGAAAUGACCAGUUUCAAUCACUACGCCUUGGGGGCAGUGGUAAGCUGGAUACAUAGCUUUAUACUUGGAUUCAGGAUCGAGGAAGCCGGCUGGAAAAGGGUCAAAAUUGAGCCUAUCCCGGGAGGCGUGUUGAAAUGGGCCGGUGGUGAAUAUCUGAGCGGGUAUGGAAUGUAUAGGGUAAGAUGGUUGGUGUUAGAGGGUUCCGAAAAGGAGCAUGAGAGACUCUGGGUGGAGGUUCAGGUUCCCCCCAACACUACGGCGGAUGUGAAGUUGCCGAACUCUGGAGAGUGGAAGCAUAUCGGGUCAGGGUUGCAUAGCUGGACAGUCCCAUACCAGUCAGCCCAGUGGCCACCAGACCCUUUGGCUUUACCAUUUGGGUGA
Messenger RNA from Penicillium soppii, 1164 nucleotides. RefSeq lists its product as uncharacterized. Lineage: Eukaryota; Fungi; Ascomycota; Eurotiomycetes; Eurotiales; Aspergillaceae. The annotation marks the transcript as partial. The record is from RefSeq and is a predicted model, not a curated record. The transcript has 2 exons. Gene Ontology annotation, biological process: carbohydrate metabolic process.